AAUCGCAUAUAUAUCAACAUAUGUGUAACUCCAUCUAGUGGAAAAAAUCCGCAUUAUUAACCGGUGCCCCUGGUAACUUCCUGUGACUCUACACUUAUUUCAAAGUAAAACGUUAACCCCCACUGCCCCUUCCUCACGGAAGCACUGGCGGCAGGCCCGCUGCAGACCGAGAGCAGCAGACAGGCGUGGCCGGUCAGUGACGGACAGUUACGGUCCAGGACCGUAAAUCAACUCGAACACUUCACUCCAAAUCUGUGUCCUCGUGCAGCUGAGAUGGAGCUGGCGAUUCUGCUAGGACGACAACACGGCCUGCAAGUCUGCUUUCCCCCUUUUGUAGAUUUUAACGUGUUUCCCAUCACAGUUCACCCCCGUCUGUUCUGUGUGAGCUUCGGGCACAGCGCACGAGGGAAAGAAGAAGCCAACGACUGCGGUGAGAGCGCUGACAGAAACCACUUGAAAAGGUCACCAAGCCAUCUCCCCUGCUUCCCGCCGAAGCCGCCCUCCGACAGCGCCGUCAUCAAAGCCGGGUAUUGUGUCAAACAGGGAGCCGUGAUGAAGAACUGGAAGAGAAGGUAUUUCCAAUUGGACGAGAACACGAUAGGCUACUUCAAGUCCGAACUGGAGAAGGAGCCCCUGCGCGUGAUCCCCCUGAAGGAGGUGCACAAAGUCCAGGAGUGCAAGCAGAGUGACAUAAUGAUGAGGGACAACCUGUUUGAAAUUGUAACGUCAUCUCGAACUUUCUAUGUGCAGGCCGACAGCCCCGAAGAGAUGCACAGCUGGAUCAAGGCCGUGUCCGGGGCCAUCGUGGCGCAGCGCGGGCCUGGCCGGUCGGCGUCGUCUAUGCGGCAGGCCAGACGGCUGUCGAACCCUUGUAUUCAGAGGAGCAGCCCGGCGGCCCCGAGCCCCAGCCCGCGCCCCGCACCUCCGCCGCGCAUCCCACCGCCGCUCGCAGCAGCUCUUUGGUCUCAAGCUUUACCCUGGAGAAGCGAGGAUUUUGCGAAUCUCUUGCCAAGGUCAAGCCAGGGAGCCUCAAGGUCCAGACUGUCCCUCCAAGAGCACCAGCUUCCCAAGUGAGCGGACGCGCCCUGCCCACCCCUCCCGGCAGGAACGGCCCUCCGGAGGGGCAGCGCGGCCCCGUGGACUUGGACUUGGACGACGCAAGCCUGCCCGUCAGUGACGUGUAAGCUGGAUGCUCGGCGGCCGCCAUGCCAGCCCCUCCCUCUCCUGAGGCUUCAGCCAAAGAUGACAGGGUGACAGGUCUCCACAGCCUGUCCCACGGCCUCGGAUGUGCUCCUCCUCAGCUGGUAACCAGGGGCCUGGGCGUGGCCAGCGCAGUGGCCUUUUUAAAGGAAAGACAGAGGCGGAGUCUCGUCUCAGCGCCCCCGUGUCGUGCGGUCUCACUGGGUGUUGAAAACGUGUGUGAUGUUUUGUCCAAUGAAUUGGAUCAUUACAUGUUUAUCCAUUUAAAACAUUAAAAAUGCUUAUCAGUUAUCUUGGUUGGUUAAAAAAAUUGCUACUAUGACUUCCUCUUAGACGAUGAAUAUUGACACAUUGUUACUGGUUAAUAUUAUUGAAUGGGAAUUGCCAGACAGAUACCUGAGCCCCGAUGUCUGGUGCUGUGAUCCGUCCCAGGACGCGGGCGGUCUGACAGGACAGGUUGGUGCCCUGGGUCUCACGGUGAGCGUGAUUCGCAGAGGGUGUUCCUGGGCUGUUGGCGAGGGCUGUGGGCUGUACUGGGUGGAGAAGGGGGGAAAGUAGAUUCUAAAACCUGUCUAUUGGACAUUUGUUAGAAAAAGGUUAACUGAGGCGGCAGUCGUCAUUGCUGUAUUCAGUGGAAGUUAUUUGGUGUGAAGUUUCUGGAGACCUGGUUUUCCAUGAAAGUUUGUACAAAGUUCUUACUUGUGUGUUGGGUCCGUGAGAGACCCCAGGUUCAUAUGCAAAGACACCUCCCUCGCUCUGUGGUUGCCUGACUGUCACUCAGCCUCGAUUCAAGUGCCUGCGUGCCAUCCCCUCACUGUGCUCAUCCCGCCUCAGUGGUUUUACACGUCGUGUUGAAUCAGGUGUCAUUUUAUGUUAGAGACACGGGAUGCGGAUGUGUUGCUGCCUGUGCAAUAUUUAUGUUUCAAAACACAGAUCACAGUCCACAUUGUCUUGGGGAGUCAUAAAUAUAAACGUAAAUAUGAGCACCUCUAGAAAGUCCUUCGUCCGAGGUGCUGAGAGCAGACAGUUGGAGCAAGUGCCGUUCUGCAGUUCAGUCUUAAACAUUCGCUUUCAGAAAAGACUCUUGAGUUCACAUGCUGCUAUUUUGUGAUGUUUCACCAUUUCACAGUACUGUUUUGUUUUGAAUUCAUACCUGUCCCUCAUUUUCUAAGAUGAGUUCUUGUCUGAGAAAGAGAGGUCACUGUCCCUGACACUACUGCUCAGCGUCACCUUGGCGCCCGGCGCGUGAGGAACGCACCGCCAGCUUCUUACUCAUAAGCUAAUGUCUUCGAUGUUCGUUUAGGGUUUUCCUUCUCCGCAGCUCCGUCUGGAAGUGAUGGGAGGAGAGGUGGUGAGUCGCUCUCACUUCUUAUUCAUUGUGCCGGCUCCUCCGAGGUCCCAAGCGGCCCGGGGGCUGGCGUGGACGGCGGGGCUGGGAGCCUCGGACAGGUCUUGGUACCGCUUACGCAUCGCAUGUUUAUUUCACAUAUUUUGGUAAUUCGAUGUUUUUCAUAGCGACAAAAUACUGUCUAUUUUGGGACUUUUAAUGGAACUACCCUUUGACUCAAUAGCAUAGGAAAACAUUCUUGUGAUUUUGGGGUCUUCUGAUAUUUAUCUCAAUACUUUUAUAAUAAUAUGAAAAUUAUUUAAUUAUUUUAAAACAUGCUUUCUUUGUAAACAUGUCACAUCUGAAUUGUCAGAAAUUCCUUUGGACACCUUCUGUUUGCUGCAUUUUUCUGUACAUGUAACAUGCCUUCUUUCAGAAUGGGGACACGCGUGUGCCUCCCAGCAUUUACCUGUACACGCGUCUUUAUAAUCCCGUGGUGGGACACUGUAACAGCGAGAAUAAACCGCUCAGAACUAAUCCCAA
Molecule: messenger RNA, 3070 nt
Organism: Myotis lucifugus (little brown bat)
Lineage: Eukaryota; Metazoa; Chordata; Mammalia; Chiroptera; Vespertilionidae
Product: pleckstrin homology domain-containing family A member 1-like
Exons: 8
Coding region: 274-1074 (266 amino acids)
Cellular component (GO): cytoplasm; membrane
Molecular function (GO): PDZ domain binding
Source: RefSeq, a predicted model, not a curated record